This is a messenger RNA of Trichoderma atroviride IMI 206040, 405 nucleotides long. The record is from RefSeq and is a predicted model, not a curated record. NCBI's taxonomy places the organism in Eukaryota, Fungi, Ascomycota, Sordariomycetes, Hypocreales, Hypocreaceae.
AUGUCGGCGUCUAGGCUCUACCCCGCCGCCAGCUUCGAGGCGUUGGGACUGGGAUUGGGCCGGCUGCCGGCUGUAGCAGAUCAGCCUCAGAUGGAGGCAGAAGGGUGGGACCCGGUGCUCUUAGCCGCGUGCUGGAGCUGGCAGCGCCAAGUCCAAGUACAGUACAGCGACAUGUUUGCUCCCAACGCCCGGCGUGCGGCUUCCAGAGCGCUGCCGCACCGUCGGUACCAGUGCGUGCCUGCUGCAGUCGCAUCGGGAUGCCCUGUAGCGGUACACCCGACAUUGCACGGCUCGCGUAGCUUUUGCGGAACUGCCGAGUGCAUCCAGGAUGCCUCGCUUGGCCUUGGCUGUUGGCUCGUUGCCGCCUCUUGUUUCCCAUCCGACCCCUCGCGCACUCGCAGAUGA